This is a messenger RNA of Oncorhynchus keta (chum salmon), 8328 nucleotides long. RefSeq names its product eukaryotic translation initiation factor 4 gamma 3-like. Lineage: Eukaryota; Metazoa; Chordata; Actinopteri; Salmoniformes; Salmonidae. Gene Ontology annotation, cellular component: eukaryotic translation initiation factor 4F complex. The coding region runs from base 7054 to 7857 and encodes 267 amino acids. The record is from RefSeq and is a predicted model, not a curated record. The transcript is spliced from 9 exons. Gene Ontology annotation, molecular function: protein binding; translation initiation factor activity; mRNA binding.
GUUUUGCGGCCUCAUUAUAAGUCAUCACCCAUGAAGCAACAGGAGCUGGUUAGCAUAUUUACCCCACUGCAGGAGAAUGUAUGUCCUCAUGGUGAUAAGCUGAAAGCUGAAGACCAUGAGACAGACUCUGCAGGGCGGUCUACCAAGAAGAAAAAGGUUAGUGUGCCCUUUAAAACAUGCCAUCAGAUAAUCCAGGAGAGAGAGGAGGAGCUACAGAAACUGAGACAGGAAGUGGAGUCUCUAAAGGUCAGACAUCAGGGGUGUAUUCAUUAGUCGGAUUCCAUUGCAAAACGUUUUGUAACGAAAAUAAGAAUUUCUAUUGCACAGAGUUAACAUUUAAGUCAUUACAUUUAAGUCAUUUAGCAGACGCUCUUAUCCAGAGCGACUUACAAAUUGGUGCAUUCACCUUAUGACAUCCAGUGGAACAGCCACUUUACAAUAGUGCAUCUAAAUCUUUUAAGGGGGGGGGGGUGAGAAGGAUUACUUAUCCUAUCCUAGGUAUUCCUUAAAGAGGUGGGGUUAAGUUAAGUGUUAAAAAGAGGGGCAAAGUUCUACACAAAUACCUACACAUUGCAGUGCUGCUGCAGGCUCUUUGCAUAUCUUGACAAAUCAGAUUCACGGAAAUCACAGGUUGCGCAUAUCGGGCACAACGCAACAAGCUCAAGUCGCGCUCUCCACUUUGCUCUGGUAUUUAUUUAACAAGCUGAUAACACAUCACUCCCAACAAAAACAAGAAAAAACUCUUACAUACACGUGGCAGCCUAUACACCUAUACAUUUGCGAUCUGACAUGCUAUAUUGCAUGGAAACAAGACUAUUUUUCAGUUUAAUCAACUAAGCUACUUACAUCAGAAGCUGCGUAGUCUAACAUAUUAUGCACCCCCCUCCCCAGUCCUGCUUUUAAAAGAUAAUUUAUAUGAACAAGUUCAGCUUGACAGGGUUUUCAUCUUCCCCAAGGCCAGGAGUUUUUCCAAAAGUUUUUUUUUAACCAUGUGACCUGAUUAGAACAACUCUGGUCCUGUCAGGUGAAUCACGUCAUACUGUAUAAGGUCCGGAGUUUCUUCUCCUUCAAUGAGGAAUCAAGCAAGUACAAUUGAUAUUCAUCCCAUGGCUCCGUUAUUCUCCACCGUUCUCCCAAAGUGUACAGUUGCACACUCCCCGUAAUGGAUUUAACAAUGAUGGAUUUAACUCCCUCCAGCCAAUGCAUUUCAAUUAUAAUCAAGACAGGGAGUAUGCAAGUCCAUACUUUGGGGGAAGUGUGGAGAGUCGGAACAAAGCAGAUGCUUACCAAACUUUCUGAGACAAACACCUUGAAAUGGACGACUCUUUCUCGCUCUCUGUCUUUUGACAGUGCUUAUCUCAGGCUACAGAGGUUCUUCACCAAAUUGAUUGAGACAAGGUGCUCAGAGGUGAGAGAGUGGAUCCAAGCCAAAGAGAAGGAGAUGGUGAGUGAGGCUGAGGGACUCAUACAGACACUCGAGAAGGAGCUUGAUGAGCUGAAGAUGACUGAAACAGAGGCUAGGCAGCUUCCACACAUAGAGGACGUCCCCCAUUUCUUCCAGGACAAUGACCCAACACACCACCAGGCUGUGUAAGGGCUAUUUGACCAAAAAGGAGAGUGAUGGAGUGCUGCAUCAGAUGACCUGGCCUCCACAAACACCUGACCUCAACCCAAUUGAGAUGGUUUGAGUUAGACCUCGGUGUGAAGGAAAAGCAGCCAACAAAUGCUCAACAUAUGUGGGAACUCCUUCAAGACUGUUAGUGAGGGUGGUUGAGGCAAUGCCAAGAGUUUGCAAAGCUGUCAAGGCAAAGGGUGGCUAUUUUGAAGAAUCUCAAAUAUAAAUAUAUUUUGAUUUGUUCAACACUCUUUUGGUUACUACAUGAUUCCAUAUGUGUUAUUUCAUAGUUUUAAUGUCUUCACUAUUAUUCUACAAUGUAGAAAAUAUAACAUUUUGAAGAAUGAGGGGUGAAGUAUGUAUAUGGGUGAAUCUACAGAAGUGGUGCAAAUUACAGUCCCACCCCCCAAAAACGAUAAACAACAAACAACUCUUCAAAAAUGGGACAUUUAUUUACAUAAUGAUGUGUUCUAAUGCAAUUCAAGGCAUUAAAUAACAUAUUGUUAAAUUAAUAUUGUACAAAGUCAUUGUUUAUACACCUGUUCAUAUUAAGGUGGCUGUCCCAAACUGCCCCAGACUCCUAAACUUCAAGUUUGAAAAUAAAGCAAUUCAUGAUUUUUGUAAUAAAAACAUUUUAAAACACUAUCUUAUCUUGGCGUCUGUGACGGCAUGGGCAGCACCAUUGAGGUUAUCUCCAUUUUAAAAGUUGCAUGUCCCAUGCUCUACCAACUGAGCUACAGAGGACCACCAUGUGGACAAGUGCACACUUCAGGAGAACGUUUUUAAAGUAUUGAGAUUCAUAGCCAGCAGGGGGGCUUAAAUCCUCCAAGAUAUCAAACUUUGACAUCUAAUUGGCCAAAACAUAGAUGUCUAUAAUGUUCUGUACUGUAUUCUACAUUACUAUGCUAUACUGUACUCUAUUUUACUCAAGUUUAAAAGUUGACUUGAGGUUCUUACAACUGAAGAAGGGGCCCAUGGACUCUUCAUCUAGUGGUCUUGAGACCACUCAAAACCACACAUUAGGUCUUUAAAGAGCGACUUCCCCUAAAAGCAACUUCUCGUUUUGAAAACGGCCUAUGGUAGCAUCGAUAUGAGCAGUACUGACUGGCUGAGUAGUAGUGCAGCUGGAUAUAUUUCAAAUUUCAACAGACAUGCAUUGCUUUAGUAGCCUGGCAUAACCAUCCUGAUAAUGGCUCUUUUCCAAUUCAAUUAAUUUCUAUAAACUCUGAAUAGAAUAGGAAUGGAGUUAUAGGCCUCCUCAGGCUGGUUAGGCAGGUUAUUGGUUAUUUUCAAAUGUUCACAUCAUAAGGCUAUUUCACAGAAAAACAUGGUCAGUCAGGUGCAUCGCAAGUUCAGAACGUGGACUUCUGGACAGUGACAUGUUAAACUAAAGCACUGAUCAUUGGGAACAAAAUCAGAAUGACUCCUUAGGGAAAGAAGGUUUAAUCCAUAAAUCUAAAUAACAAAGUAGGAAGUCUAGCCUACAAAACCCCAAAAUUCGAAAUGGUAAACUCUAAAGGCCUGACUGGAUUAUUAUUUUAUUUAACUAGGCAAGUCCGUUAAGAACAAAUUCUUAUUUACAAUGACGGCCUACCAGAAGGCAAAAGGCCUCCUACAAGGACGGUGGCUGGGAUUUAAAAAAAAAAAAAAAAAUGUAGGACAAAACCUGGAUAACGCUGGGCCAAUUGUGCGUCCCCCUGUGGGAUUCCUAAUCACGGCCGGAUGUGAUGCAGCCUGGAUUCGAAUCAGGGACUGUAGUGAUGCCUCUUGCACUGAGAUGCAGUGCCUUAGACCCAGUACUGUACCGCCUUGUUCAUAGAUUUAUCUAAAGCUUUUGACACUGUAGACCAUGCAAUACUUUUGGGUAAGCUGUCGUCAAUAGGACUGGGACUGGAUGCCUGUCGUUUGUUUCAUGACUAUCUAAAGGAUAGAAGUCCGGCUGUUAGAGUCGACGACAUCCAGUCAGAGCCGUUGGAGUUGGUUAAAGGGGUCCCACAAGGUUCUAUACUUGGUCCAUUACUGUCCACUCUUUACAUAAACAAUAUUGGUGAUGAGGUAAGAAAGUGUCAAAUUCAUUUAUAUGCUGAUGACACUGUCAUGUACUCUAUCGCUUCAAUGGCUGACCAAGCAUUGUCACUAUUGGAGACAGAUUUUAAGAUAUUACAAGGGUAUUUUAUACAGCUGAAACUUGUUUUAAAUGCAAAGAAAACACAUUUUAUGAUUUUUAAUAGGUUCAAAAAGUUGGUUGAAAAUACACUUGCACUUACGAGCUUAGAUGGUUCUCAAAUUAAUCAGGUCUCUGCAUAUAAAUCCUUAGGGACAUGUUUGGAUGAUGAUGUAAACGGCUAAAAAUCAAGCUGGGCUUCCUCUAUAGAAACAGGACAUGCUUGUCCUCUACAAAUAGAAGACAAAUUGUGCAAGCUACUUUUAUGUCUGUUAUAGAUUAUGGGGAUAUUAUUUACAUGCAUGCUACGGCAUCAACACUUAAAUCGCUGGAUGCUACUUAUCAUUGCGCACUUAGGUUUAUUACGGGUGCUAGCUACAGAACUCACCACUGUGUUUUAUAUCAUAAUGUGGGUUGGACUUCGUAGUCGUGAGACGAGAACAACAUGCUCUCGUGUUUGUCUAUAAAGCACUUCUGAAUAAGCGACCUUCUUAUUUAUCAUCACUCAUCAAUAUUAGAAUUAGAAUUCCUAAAACCAGGUCUCAAGCAUGGAUUACACUUGAGGCCCAUGCGAUUUCCACAGAGUUGGGUAUGGCUGCCUUUUCCUGUUACGCUCCUUGCCUAUGGAAUAGCCUGCAGACUAAACGUAAACUUGAGACUCUUGUCCCCCUUGCUCAUUUUAAAUAUUUAUUGGAGCAUUUUUAUUUUUGUAUGGCUUUCAGGUAAUGCAAGUUCUUGUGCUGUUAGUAGAGCAACCUAUGUGUAAAUGAAAUAUGUUGCUGUACUUUUUCUUUUUUUUUGGUGUUGUCUGUGAUCGUUUUGUUUGUCUUUAGUUUUUCUAAUCAUUGCACCUAAACUGUAUGUGUAAACAUGUAUACGCAGGGCCCAGCUGUAAAAGAGACCUCAGUCUCAGUCUGUGUUCCUUGUUGAAAUAAAGGUAUAGUAAUAGACCGCUGCGCCACUAGGGAGCCCUGAGCCCUUCACUUUUUACACAUUUUGUUAUGUUAAAGCCUUGUUCUAAAAUGUAUUAAAUUGUUUUUUUCCCCUCAUCAAUCUACACACAAUACCCCAUAAUGACAAAGCAAAAUGUAUAAAAUGUUUUUUAUGCAAAUGUAAAAAAAGAAACGGAACUAUCACAUUUACAUAAGUAUUCAGACUCUUUACUCAGUACUUUGUUGAAGCACCUUUGGCAGCGAAUACAGCCUUGAGUCUCCUCAAAGCUUCUCAAACCUUGGCACACUGUUACGCUCAUCGAUGGAAAGAUCGGACCAAGGUUCAGCGUGGUAGGCGCACAUUUCAAUUUAUUAAAUGAACACUGAAUAAACAACAAAUACAAAAUGAAACGUAACGUCUAGUAGGGCUAAACAGCACAGUACCAAAAACAAGAUCCCACCAACUACAGGUGGAAAAAGGCUGCCUAAGUAUGAUCCCCAAUCAGAGACAACGAUAGACAGCUGCCUCUGAUUGGGAACCAUACCCGGCCAACAAAGAAAUAGAAAACAGAUUGCCCACCCUAGUCACACCCUGACCUAACCACAUAGAGAAUUAAAAGGAUCUCUAAGGUCAAGGCGUGACACACACCUGUACUGGAGUUUCUCCCAUUCUUCUCUGCAGAUCCUCUGAAGCUCUGUCAGGUUGAGGAGCGUCGCUGCACAGCUAUUUUCAGGUCUCCAGAGAUGUUCGUUUGGGUUCAAGUCCGGGCUGGCCCACUCAAGGACAUUCAGAAAAUUGUCCCAAAGCCACUCCUGCGUUGUCUUGGCUAUGUGCUUAGGGUGGCAGGGUAGCCUAGUGGUUAGAGCGUUGGACAAAUAAGCGAAAGGUUGAAAGUUUCAAUCCCCGAGCUGACAAAGGUACACAUCUGUCGUUCUGCCCCUGAACAGGCAGUUAACCCACUGUUCCUAGGCCAUCAUUGAAAAUAAGAAUUUGUUCUUAACUGACUUGCCUAGUAAAAUAAAGGUAAAAUAAAAAAAUAAAAAAUAAAUGGUUCUGCUGGAAGGUGAACCCAGUCUGAGGUCCUGAGCGCUCUGGGGCAUGUUUUCAUCAAGGAUCUCUGUGUACUUUGCUCCGUUCAUCUUUCCCUCAUUCCUGACUAUUCUCCCAGUCCCUGCUGCUGAACAACAUCCCCACAGCAUGAUGCUGUCACCUCUAUGCUUCACCGUAGGGAUGGUUCCAGGUUUCCUCCAGAAAGGCAUUCGGGCCAAAGAGUUCAAUGUUGAUUUCAUCAUCCUUUAGGUGCCUUUUGGCAAACUCCAAGCGGGCAGUCAUAUUUUUUUUUACUGAGGAGUGUCUUUCGUGUAGCCACUACCAUAAAGGCCUGAUUGGUGGAGUGCUGCAGAGAUGGUUGUACUUCUUGAAGAUUCCUCCACAGGGGAACUCUGGAGCUCUUUCAGAGUGACCAUCGGGUUCUUGAUCACCUCCCUGACAAAUUAUCUUCUCUCCCGAUUGCUCAGUUUGGCCCGGUGGCCAGCUCUAAGAAGAUUAUUGGUGGUUCCAAACUUAUUUCAUUUAAGAAUGAUGGAGGCCACUGUGUUAUUGGGGACCUUCAAUGGUGCAGAAAUGUUUUGGUAUCCUGCUCCAGAUCCGUGCCUUGACACAAUCCUGUUUCGGAGCUCUACGGACAAUUCCUUCGGCCUUAUGGCUUGGUUUUUGCUCUGACAUGCACUGUCAAUUUUGGGAGCUUAUAUAUAUUCAGGUGUGUGUCUUUCCAAAUCAUGUCCAAUCAAUUGAAUUUACCACAAGUGGACUCCAAUCAAGUUAUUGAAAAGAAUGCUCAAUGGAAACAUGAUGCACCCGAGCUCAAUUUCAAGUCUCAUAGCAAAGGGUCUGAAUACUUAUGUUUUCGCUUUGUCAUUAUGGGGUAUUGUGUGUAGAUUGAUGAGGAUUUUUUUGAAGUGAAGUGAAGAUUUAAUCCAUUUUUAACCCCACUUUGUAACACACACAAUCAGAGACAAUGAUGAUGGGCUCUUAGGUUUCACUGUAACUAUUUAUAUGGACACCUUGUGUUUUACCAUUUCAUCAGUGUAUUUACUUGUGGUCACCUUGUGUUUUACCAUUUCAUCAGUGUAUUUACUUGUGAACACCUUGUGUUUUACCAUUUCAUCAGUGUAUUUACUGUCUUUCUGAAUUGGAUUUGUACGGUUUCUGAUUUACUGAAUGUUUAUUUGUCUGUCUGUAGAAAUUGCCCAGCAUCACUGAGGCUUUUGGAAAAGUGAAGAGGAUAUAUGCCACUAAAAUCCAAAAGCUAUUUGAAAAUACCUCCAAGAGACAAUUUAAGAUGUUUUAUGAAAUAGUUGAAGAAAUGCUGGAACCAUACACCAUCACUUCUAUUGACAGACAGGAGGUGGAAGAAAAGGACCUGGAGGACUUUGUGGACCUAGAUACAGUGAAGACAGAGGAAAUAUAUGCACAAAUGGAUGACAUCCUGGACAGGCUGACUCCUAGGAACUUCCAUCAGUCGAUGAAGGUAGUGAGUGCAUUUACCAUUGACACAGAGGACAAACUCAAGGGCUUUAUUGACCGCAUAUAUAAGAAUGCCAUUGAAUACCCUACCUACGCUGAUGUCUACGCCAAGGUGUGCCACCAUCACCAACUCAUGGGGUUGAAAGUACCCGGAGUGACAUUACCUUUCCGCAAGCUGCUGCUGAACCGAUGCCAGAAGGGCUUUGAGAAAGACAAUAGUAAGAUCUUAAAGGAAAUGCAGAGAGAACUGGACGCGAUCACUGAGAAGGAGGACCGACAGCGACUGAGGGAGGGGCUGGAGGAGACGAAGGCAGAGGGGCAGCGGGAGUUGCUUUGCAACAUCAAGUUCAUGUGCGAGUUGUUCAAGCUAAAGAUGAUUAUGGAGACCGUCAUGCACAACUGCAUUGUAAAGCUACUAAAGAAUGGUGAUGAUGGUUCACUGGAGGUCCUGUGCACAUUACUCUUCACCAUCGGCAAGGACUUAGAGGAGGAUUCUCAGGAGGCUGAGCCCAGAAUGGAUCAGCACUACAAGCAGAUUGUGGUGAUCAUUAAGAAAAAGAGGACGUCCCCCAGAAUCCGCUACAUGCUGUGUGAUGCGAUGGACCUCAGAGAGCUAUGACACGUAUUAAUGUCAAUUGAGCUUCAACUGCUAUUUGUCUUUGGUUGUCUGUAUGUCUCCCAUAUCCUUUCAUCUUAUAUGGCUGAUAUUAGAUUGUCAUUUUUGUUAAAAGUCUGAUGUUUUACACUCUGUUCUCUUUCUCUAGCUCAAUUUGGAGAAAAGUAAAGACAAUUGAAGCCAAGAACCAGAUGUUUUCUAUGAGGUCUAAUGAUGUCCCGUGUAGGUUAGUUGGUAGAGCAUGGCGCUUGCAACGCCAAGGUUGUGGGUUCAAUUCCCAAGAGGGACCAGUAUGAAAAUGUAUGGAAUCAAGACUGUAUGAUGUCCUGGAUAGGAGCGUCUGCUUGAUGACUUAAAUGUAAAUGUUUAAACACACACUGAUCACAUUGGAAAAUUAAAUUGAAAUAUUGAUGGUUCAUAAUAAUUUAAUCAUAAGAUGUACAGUAUGUCCUACAAUAAAUCUAUUUUUUCCCC